UUAUUUAAAAAUUUAAAAAAAAGUUUUAUUUAUUUAAAUUUAUUAUCUAUUACCUUACCAGUCUUAUUCAUUAAAAAGUUUGGAGGAAGAUUUAGAUUUUAUAUAAAUUAUUAUAUUUUAAAUAUAAUUUUUAUUAAAGAUUACUAUUUAUUUCUGCUUGUAAAAGAAAUCCUAAAUAAUUUAAAAAAAAUAUAUUACUUUACUAAGAUUAACAUUAUUAGUAUUUUUAAUAAUAUUUAA
Aspergillus ibericus CBS 121593 is the source of this 240-nucleotide messenger RNA. RefSeq names its product putative retrotransposon poly protein. The annotation marks the transcript as partial. The transcript has a single exon. The record is from RefSeq and is a predicted model, not a curated record. Lineage: Eukaryota; Fungi; Ascomycota; Eurotiomycetes; Eurotiales; Aspergillaceae.